Rotaria sp. Silwood2 is the source of this 8407-nucleotide messenger RNA. NCBI's taxonomy places the organism in Eukaryota, Metazoa, Rotifera, Eurotatoria, Philodinida, Philodinidae. The record is from the annotation of a GenBank genome assembly.
AUGAUUAUGAUUGUUUCGAGUGAAAAUGCAAUGAAUAUUACUCAAAAACUUAUUAUUGCAUUACAUGAAUAUGUUACAAAUCAAAUAGUCAAUUAUCCAUUAGUUGAAAUCAGUUUUCAACUUCAAACAUUACUUAAUGAUUCAUGUUCUCCAAGUGUACAAAAAUCAAUCGAAAUUUUCAAUGAAUAUUUAAUUCAUACACAAAUAAAACCAUUAUUUUAUCGUCUAUUAUUACAUCCAGGUGUUACUGAAGAACAACUCGAACAUUUCAUGUUACCUAUUUGUCAGUUAGCUCGUGAAUUACCUCAUAUUGAAUUAGUUAUUUUCUUUGAUGAAGUUAAUACUUCAUCAUGUCUUGGACUAUUUAAAGAAAUGUUUAUGGAUCGAACAUUACACGGAAAUAGCCUACCGAAUAAUCUAUUUUUUACUGCUGCUAUUAAUCCAUCUAUUAAACCGAGUGAUGAUAAUCUCGUUCAUCGACAAGAUUAUCUCGUACAUCAAUUGCCACAAGCAUUAGAAAAUUUAAAAGUUUCCUAUGGAACAUUAGAACCAACAUCAUUGAAAGAUUAUAUUGUCAAGAAAAUUGCUAUGUUUCGUGUUAAUACCGAAAAUAAUAAUCAAAUAGUAAUGCCAUUAGAAGAAUAUGCACAAGAAAUGCUUGCCGAAUCUAUUCUUAACGCACAAGAUUUUUGUGAACGAUAUCUUGGACGAAAUUCAGUUUCACAACGAGAAAUUCAACGAUGUUUUAAUUUAAUUGAAUUCUUUUGGAAGAUGAGAUUUGAUGAUGAAAUUGAAAGUGGCAAUGAUUUAUAUCAACCAAAUCCUGUUCGAUGUAUUGCAUUAGCAUUAGCUUUAAUUUACUAUUUUCGACUUCCAACAAAAGAAGACAAUACACAACGAAAUGAUAAACAAACACCGCCACGUGAAGAACUUGCCAAAUUACUUUCUCGAACAAUACCAGAUUUUCCUAAUAUUAUUCAAACUGAAUUAGAUAAAUUUGUAAAUACAGACAAUUUUGUUAUUCCACAUGCUGUUGCCAUCAAUCAAGCUGUUCGUGAACAUAUAUUUGCUAUUGUCGUUAGUGUCGUCACUCGAACACCUUUGUGUAUAAUCGGUGCACCAGGUCAAUCGAAAACAUUGUCAUUUCAAAUUGUUUUACAAAAUUUACAAGGUUCACAAUUAUCAAUAAAACCAUUUUGUAAACGUUUACCAGCUAUCGAUCCUUUCUUCUGUCUCGGAUCAAAAUAUAGUCGUUCCGAAGAUAUAGCCUAUAUAUUUGAACGUGCUCUUAAACGUGAACAACAAUAUGAACAAAAUCGCAUGAAUACACGAUGUGUUGUUUUCUUAGAUGAAGCUUCAUUACCUGAUGAAAAGAAAAUGGUAUUAAAAGUUUUACAUCCUUAUUUGGAUGAAUGUAAAGUUGCAUUUGUUGCUAUUGCAAAUAAAUCAUUUGAUGCUGCUAAUGCAAAUCGAAUGAUUUGUAUUUAUCGUUCAUUACCAUCCGAAGAAGAUCAAAAGAUAUUAGCUUAUGGUUGUCUUGGUCUACAAAUUAAAGAUGGUCAACAAGCAGUAGAUAAUCGUCUUCAAGCAAUUAUUUAUGGUCUUUGUCAAGGUUAUCGUCGUUUACUAAACACACCGAAUAUUCCUCAUAUAUAUCAUGAUCGUGAUUUUAUUUAUAUGCUACGAGAAUUACGUUUCGAAUUGACAACAACAACAACUGAUGAUCAAGAGACGCGUAUUGCUGGAACUACACCAUUAAGUCUUCUACGAGCACUUGAAGAUAAUUUCAAUGGUGUAAAUAAAGAUGAAUUUGAGAAAUUAGUUGAAAUAUUUUUUCAAGCUGUUCAAGAACAAUGUUCUGAUUUUCGAGUACCAUCAAUUCGUCGUAAUGUACCAACUAUUCUACAUGAAUCAAUGAAACUUGAUUCAGUACGACGUCGUCUAUAUGGUCGUUAUAAAUUAAUUAUUGAUGAAUCAGAAGAUGAAAGUGCUGUUCGUCUAUUAUCACAAAAUGAAAUAAUUAAUAUCGAUCCUAAUCGAACAACUGUUUUUCGUAUGUCAGAUUUUCCUGAUGAUAUUCAUAAUGAAUUACGAAAUGUUGAAAUAUUAUCAACAAUAAAAUUAUGUAUGGAAACAGGAAAAACAAUAUUAAUGGUCAAUACAGGACGAAUUCAUGGUUCACUCUAUGAUGUUUUCAAUCAAAAUUUUUCUAUAAUGGCAACGGGUGAUAUGAGAAAAAUUUUUUCAAAAGUUGCUAUUGGUCCUAAAACAAUUGAUGUUAUUGUUCAUGAAGAUUUUCAAUGUAUUGUACAUAUUAAACGAAGUGAAUUCAAAGAUAUUCCAGCACCAUUUCUAAGUCGUUUUCAAAAAUAUUCAUUGAGUGUUAAUGAUUUUUAUCGAAUUCAAUUUGAACAACUUUCUAUAAAUGAACAGAUAAUUAUGAAAAAUAUUGAAGAAAAAUUACAAACAUUUAUUCAACAUUUUGGACGACAAUAUUUUUAUGGUUUAAAUGAUAAUACAUUAUAUUCAUGUUUAUUAUCAUUUAUUAAAAAAAAUGAAAAUGAACAAAAUUAUUUUCUCAAUAUUCAUCAAUAUUAUACACAAUUAAAUAUUAAAUCAAAAUCAUUUAUUGAACAAAAUUCAAGUGAUAUUCAAUUAUGUAUUUUACGUUCAGUUAUAUCAAAAUUAAUUCAACUUGUUUCACCUGAAUCAAUUAUUCUUAAAUUACCAACAUUUGAAGAUAAAAUUGCACGUUGGUUCCCAAGCAGACAAAAAUUUCAAAAAACGCCCAUUGAUCCAUUCUUUUGUCUUGGAUCAAAAUAUACUCGCUCAGAUGAUAUUGCUUAUAUAUUUGAACGUGCUAUUAAACGUGAACUCCACUAUGAACAAAAUCAAAUCGAUACUCGUUGUGUUGUUUUCUUAGAUGAAGCUUCAUUGCCGAAUGAAAAUAAAAUGAUAUUAAAAGUUUUACAUCCAUAUUUAGAUGAUUGUAAAGUUGCAUUUAUUGCUAUUGCAAACAAAUCAUUUGAUGCAGCUAAUGCAAAUCGUAUGACUUGUAUUUAUCGUUCGUUACCAUCGGAAGAUGAUCAAAAAAUUUUAGCAUAUGGUUGUCUUGGUUUAAAAUUUAAUUAUGAAAGGAACCCUAUAAAUAAUCAACUUAAUAACAUUAUUCAUGGUUUGUGUCAAGGUUAUCGUCGAAUACUUCAGUCACCGGAGAUUCCCCAUAUAUUUCAUGAUCGAGAUUUUAUUUAUAUGUUACGUGAACUACGUUUCGAAUUAAUAAAUAUCCAUCAAGAUGAACAUAGAAGUAUAGGUGAAAUAACGCCACAUAGUUUAUUGCGUGCAUUAGAAGAUAAUUUUAAUGGAAUAAAACAUGAUGAAUUCGAAAAAUUAACUAAUAUUUUUUUCACUGCAGUUAAUGAAAAAUGUCCAGAUUCUCGUUUUUCGUUAUCAGAUACACAACAAUAUCGACGUGAUAUACCAACUAUUUUACAUGAAUCAAUGAAAUUAGAUUUCAAGCAACGUCGUUUAUAUGGUCGAUACAAAUUGAUCAUUGAUGAGUCCGAUGAUGAAAGUGCUGUUCAUCUUCUUUUUCAAAGUGGUAUUCUCAAUCAGAAUCCAAAUCGAACAGCUAUUUUUCGCAUGUCAGAUUUUCCAGAUGAUAUCAAUAAUGAAUUACGUAAUGUUGAAAUCUUAUCAACAAUAAAACUAUGUAUGGAAACUGGCAAAACAAUAUUAAUGAUUAAUACAGGACGAAUUCAUGGUUCGCUUUAUGACGUUUUUAACCAGAAUUUUUCUAUAAUGGCAACAGAUGAAACAAGAAAAAUCUUUUCCAAAGUUGCUAUUGGUCCAAAAACAAUAGAUGUAGUUGUACAUGAAGAAUUUCAAUGCAUUAUUCAUAUAAAACGAAGUGAAUUUGAAGAUAUUCCAGCACCAUUUCUUAGUCGUUUUCAAAAAUAUUCGUUUAGCAUAACUGAUUCUUAUUCGAUUUAUUUAAAACAAAUCCCUGAAAACGAACAGACAAAAAUAAAAGAGGUCGAAGAAAAAAUAAAAUCAUUCAUACAACAUUUUGGACAACAAUAUUUCUAUGGUUUAAAUGAAAAUACAGUUCAUUCGUGUCUUUUAUCGUUGAUUAAAAAAGAUGAAAAUGGAGACUAUGGUCUUUCAAAUAUGCAUCGAAAUUAUUCACAAUUAACAAUCCAAUCAAAAACAUUUAUUGAACAAGAUCCUACUGAUAUUCGACAAUGUCUUUUGCUUUCAUUAAUAUCUAAAUUACUACAAAUUGUAUCACCCGAAUCAAUCAUAUAUAAAUUACCCACUUUUCAAGAUGAACUUGCGCAAUCAUUAUGCAAAAAUUAUUUUUAUCAACAAGAACAUUUUAAUAUUGACAAUUUUAUUCAUCGAAUGCUUUCAUCUCAAUCAAUCGAAUUAGAUAAUAAUAAUCGAUCAUUGACCGAUGAACUAACAGAACAAAACUCAAACAAUGAUAUUACUAUAACGACAAAAGUGAUGAUAUUUACGAGAACAUCAACUUUUGUUACCAGUUUGAACAAUGAAUCAAAACAGAACUUAUUGAGUAUUCACGAACAAAUUGAUGUCAUUAAUCUAGCAACGAUUGAAAAUUCUGUUGUAUUGCAAGAAUAUUUUCGAAAUUAUGAACAAGAUAAUGCUAAACAUGUUUUGAUUAUUAUUAUCGAUGGACGAAUUGCACAACAACGUGUACAUAUUCCAUUUAUUCGACAAUUGAUCGAUAGGCCUAAUCAAAUGCCCAACAAAUUUUUCAUCCUAUUAAUUCAUUCAACGGCGCAAGAACUAGAUCAUCGAUCAUGUUUUCCAUCAAUAUUCUUACAUGAUUGGGAUUUUUAUUUCAUUGAUACAUGUACACCUGGAAGUGCAUUUCAUCUUCAGAAAAUGUUACAAAUCUUCACAUCAUCUUUCGAAAAAAAACAACACGACGAACAACAAUCAACCGAUGAUAAAUUAUGUAACUUGAAUGUUUUAUUUGAUGAUUGUCUUUGGGAUUUUUGUUUACGUAUACAAAUAUUUCAUCAACAAAUACCACAGAAUAUGUUCAAAAAUCCAUUGGCACGUGAAUUUUAUCAACCUUCAACAAGUACAAAUCGACGUGUACAAUGUCUGAAAGAAAUUCUUAAACAAUCACCACAAUUACAAAAACGUAUAAUUACUAUCUAUUAUAAAAAUAUGUCUAUGAAUAAAAAUUCACUACAAAAAAAUUGUAAUUCAAUGUAUCAAAUGUCAAAAGAUAUUCUAUGUGGUAAACGUUUUACUAGUCUUGUUGAUUCAUUACAAACCGAAAUACGAAUAUCAUUUACGAAUUUUGUUUCCAAUAUUUUAAAGUUUAUUGUUAAUGAUUACGGAUUAGAAACAUUGAUGAAAUUAUCAACGGUUCAAAAUGGUUAUGAAUCAUUACUGAAUUUAAUCGAUUAUAAAUCAUUUGCUGCUGUUGAUGAUGAUAAAACUGUUUCGAGUCUUCAUGGAACAUUUCAAAUUGUCAGUCAUUAUUCAUCUAUACCUAAAACUCCAUUGUAUCACUUAUUUCAUCAACGUAUCAAAUCAUUGGCAGAUCAAAUCAAAUCACAAUUAAUGCACAAACAGAGUAGUCUUGAAGAGAACGAGACUGAUGUAUCGAGAGCACCAACAACAUUUAACAAUAAUUUUGAUGAUCAUGAAAUAACAGAAUUUACUCCUCAACAAUUUCGAAAUAAAUUAACAGAAUUAUUAAUCAAUGAUAAAAUCUUGAUGAAUAUUGUUUCUCAGUCCAUUAUUGAAUCGUAUACCCAAGAUUCCAUUCGAACAUUAUGCACCAUUGUUGAGAAAAAUUUCAAUAAUAAUCUUGAUCAAUGUCAGCAGACGAUUGAAUUUGUUUCUAAUUGGUUAUUACUUAUCGAUGAAAAUGAUUAUGAAUCUUUAAAUGCAGCUUCGAAUAAAUCUGUAUGGCUUCUUGGACAUAUUUAUACAUCAUUCGAAUACGAACAAAAUGAUUUAUUUUCAUUUUAUUCAGCUUGUCACAUAACAGAACGUCUUGAUCCAGCACAAUCAUUUUAUAGAAAUUGUUUAGAUGAUAAUCUCUUAACUCGUUCAAAAGUUCGAGAAAAUUUAUUUCGAUUUAUGUUUGAUUGUUUAUGGAAAAAUCUUUGUCAGUUAUGUUCAACUAAUGAUAAUAUUGAAUCAUGGAUUCACAGUUAUACAUUUAUUUCAAAAUAUUAUCCAUCAAAUAAAGUUUUACAACAUAUACAACUUGUUCGUGUACAAAGUCAAAUAGAAUUUAUGAAUUUAGCUUACCUUAUUUUUCUUAAUGAAACAAUAUCUGAACCAAAACAACUUAUUUUACAACUAUUAAAAGAUACAUCACUUAUUCAUAACGAUAUUAAUUCUCCUUAUGUUAAUAAUGAUGUAUCGAUUUGUUUACAAUUAUUACCAAUAAUUAUUCAAACUGUACAAAAAUAUUUUGAAACUAAAAAUAUUAACGAUUCAACAUUAAUGAUUGAUAUUCAACAAUGGAUUAUAUCACGAUUAAAAAAUGAAAAUCAAUUAUGUGAUCGAGAAAUAAAAUAUCUUUUUAAAUUUUUAAAUCAACCAACAUGUGAAUUAUCAUUAUCAAUGAAACAAUUUCUAUUCGAGGAAUUAUCUAACAUAUAUAUGGAAUAUAAACGACAAAAUCGAACUUCAACAAAUCGACAGACUACAGAUUUUUGGGAUCAUAUUUCUUUAUUAUCAAUUAUUAUUGAAUGUGUAACAAAUACAAAUCUUGAAAACUAUCAAAUACCAUAUCAUCCAUCAGUUAUUAAUACUAAUACUGAAAAACAAAUAUUAAUUGAUUUAUUUUUCUUUUAUCUGCAACGAUUGGCUCUUAGUGAAAUAGUCAACUGUGCACUUAUAAAGAAAAUAUUUAUGCCAGUACUACUGCAGAUUAAUAAUGGACGUUUACAAACAUCUGCAGAGAUUUUAUUACAAAAAUUUCAAGAUUUUUUUUUAUUACAAAUGACAGCAUUAUUCUUAUGUCAAAAUAAUAUAGACAACUACGAUAAGAAAGAAGUUGAUAGAAUUCUAACUACAAUUAUUAAUAAAUAUCUAAAAAAUGAUUCAUUAGAAACAGAAAAAUUAUCUAAACAUGUUGAACUAUUCUUAUCAAUAAUUGUAUCAAAACGAUCAUGGAAUUUUCUUUUAAGUCUAUUAAAAUUUGAACGUUUUCAACGUCUCAAUGCUCAAUGGGCGAAUCAUCUUCAUAGUUUACUUGAAAUACAAUACACUUCGAAUCGUAACAACUAUUUACAAUUAUGUCAUCAAAUACAAUUUACUCUAACAAUUGAUAAUUCUUUAUCAAUUUUUCCUAAACUCCAUCAACCUUAUAAUGAAUUAAUGAUAGUCAUUGAUCAGUGUGUACAAAAUACGGAUCAAGAACAGUGUUGGGCACCUUUAUCGGAUUGGAUUCAACUUAAAUUAAAUACAGAUCAACCUAUUCUCGAUUUAGUAGAAAUAAAAGUUAUGUUACUAUUAAAUAUUUAUUAUAAUUAUUAUUGUAAUGGUCAAUUAGCCUCUCUAAAUACUUUAUUACCCGUGAUUGAAAACAUUUUACAACCGUCAUCCGAAGAAUUACGAAUAUUUCGAGCAUUUUUACAACCAGAACAAUAUAUGGUGGGAUAUCCAAACAUGAAUAAUAGUCAAGACGAUAAUUAUCUUAAUAAUUCAUUUAGACUUGAUUGUCAAGACCAAGAGGAAUUGAACAUUCGUCAUACAUUGGUCAAUCUAUUAGCUAUGAUUAUGUUGGGCGGAAGACAAUGUUUUCUAUGGACAUUUACAUUUGAACCAUUGAAAUUGCAAAAUACGUUUGGCUUUGGUUCGACAGCUCGUACAAUUAUUAGACAUGAUAGUGUUCAUUAUGAUUGUGGAUGUAUCAUAAGCGAAACUGGUGAAUUAUAUCGAUUUUCAACUCGUGAAAUAAAUGAAAACUCAUUGAAUGUUCCAGCAGUUUACGUUGCUUAUUUUGCAACUUUUGGUGCUUUAGCUUGGCAUUUAUUAUUAUUUGAUACAUCUGUUCAAAAUUUAAACGGCCCAAUCCUUUCGUCCGGUGCGAUAAAUGCAGUUGAAGAAAUUCGAUUUCGAAUUGCUGGUAAUAGUAUACGAGCAAAAGUGUGUCAUUUUGUUCGUGCUCGAUUAUUUCUAACAUAUAACUUUUUGUCAUUAUUGGCAAAUGAAGAUGGUGCAUGCAUUAUAUUAAAUCGUUGUUUUGAACAAAUAGCUCAAUUAACUCGUCAACAUAACGAAAAUUUAUGGAUUAAACCUUUAUUUACAACGCUCAAUGAUCAGCUGAAAGCAGAACAAGAAUUUCAAACCAGAAUCUAUUAUCCUGUUCGCGAACAACUUGGCAUAUGUAAAAAGGUUAUCA